AUGGCGCCAUUGAUCGACCGCGUGCGAGCGGAGUUGCGCCGCGAGGGUGUGAAACUGUGGCUCAAACCUUACACACCUCCAGAGGGCUCUUCCUUGAUCGACCUCGGCGGCUCAUACGCAAGCAGGCUCAAUGCAGAUGCCGGUGAGGUCGCAAAGGUUCUGGAGGAGCUGCGGCAGCACGCUUUGGCGAAGUUGCAGGCGAAGGCUGCGCCUGCUACACCCCAGGCCACCAGCAGUGCAGCCCCGAUAAGCGGCGGUGAUAUCGUCACGCUGCUGGGCAAGGUUCUCGGAGCCUGCCCGACCCAACAUCGAGAGGUGAGGCUGCAGGUGAGAUGUUCUCAGACGGGCGAAGAGGUUCGCCAGCAGCUGUGCAAUGAACUGGGGCUUUCCACGGUCAAGGUCAUCGCCGGGGGCAAGAACCUGCAGGACGGAGCCACCCUGUCUGCACAGGGUUGGAGCGCAGAUCCUGCUUGCGGGGUCCUGCGUGUGUUGCUGCUGCCAGGUCCUCCUGCACCUUCCAAGCCGACAGCAGCGGGCCUUUCAGAGGCCACGGCGCAGCCAAGUACAUCAUCCGAUUCGAUGACAGACGAUGACUCCUGCACCAUCGCCCAGCUGCGAGCUGCAGCCGAGCGCCUUACGGCCGAGGGCUUCGGGGAUUUCGAACUUUCUGAUGCCUCAACUGGCCGGCUAGUAGCUGUACCCCCUGGCGCACGCCAGGCGCUUGUGACAGCCAUCGCCCUGCACGCUCGGGGCCGUGAGCUGCUGGCCGAAGAGGAUGGCGGAGCCGUGAAGGCUGUGGAGUUUCUCGUGGAGGCAAGCGGCUGCUUCGAUCGCUGCCGUGAGCAAGGUGCUGCUGAGAUCAUGGACAAGCUGGCGAACUACGGGCAGCUCCAGCUGGACAUCUGCUGGGCAUACGCGCUGCUGGGGGAUGCCAGCUAUCUUCCAGAUGCUGAGGCCCGUCUCCAGGUUGCAGAGCGCAUGAUCCGACGACAGGUUGAUAAGAACUUCUUGACCUUGGCAGAGGUGAAAGCCGAACAAGGAGCCACAUUACCCCCAGAAGUGCUCCCUUCGGUUCGGCUUUGGCUGCUCCGUGGUGUAGCAAAAGCUGGGCGGGGCUCGGUCGCCGCGGCGCGCGAGGAUCUCCAGCGCGCUGCGCUUUUCAUCCAGGCUUUGCAGGUGGACGAGACGGCUGUCGAAUCCCUUCUCACCCUAGGCGCUACGCGCCUGCAAUGCGUGGCAGCUUUGCGACGCUGCGAAGGUUCAGCAGAUCGUGCUGCAGACGAUCUUCUGGCCGCCGCAUCGCAACGCAAGGCAGCCAAACAGGAGCGUCGCGCGCAGAGGGAAUAUGGCCUCACCAAUGCUGGGGUGUUUGUGGACCCAGAUUCUGUGCGGCAGAUUGUGUCCAUGGGUAUCGACGAAGCCGCUGCCAUCAACGCAUUAAAGCAGUCGAACAACGACGUCAUGGGUGCAUUGGAGGAGAUCCAGCGCAAGAGAGCCAGGCAGGAGGUGCUCGUUGACGACCUUGCCUUGGCCUCCUUACUGUCCAUGGGCUUCGAGCAAAGCGCCGCAGAGGCCGCUUUGAGGGAGGUGGGCGGUCAGGAUGUGGAGGCCGCCUGCGCCAAGCUGGCAACGGCACCUGGCCCCGGGCAAGCGGUCGAAGGAGCAGAAGCUUCCAAG
Symbiodinium sp. CCMP2456 is the source of this 1677-nucleotide messenger RNA. The record is from the annotation of a GenBank genome assembly. Lineage: Eukaryota; Dinophyceae; Suessiales; Symbiodiniaceae.